AUCGCCAAUGGUGCUUUAUAAGCCAAUGGAUUUCAAGUAUAAUAAAAGAUGGUGACACGAGAAUUACCAUUCUUUACACUACGAACUCCAGCUCUUGUUCCAGAUGACAAAGAUCCUGGUUGGUCUAGAACUGCGCAAAAGGUUCCUUUGGAAAAUCUCAAGCAAAGGAUUCAGGGUGUUGUUAGAGGACUCUUGGUUUACCAAGAGGAUCCAAGAAUUGGUCCUUUCUUGCUUCUGGGAGCAUUAAUUUCUAUGGGUACCAUUUGGUUCCGAAGGAACCAACAAGCUCAGACAUCUGAAUCAAAUCCACAAAGUCAACCAAGUUCUGAGGAACCUUCCCAGGAUGAAAGAAAUCGGAGACCAAGAGAUGGUCUCCGAAGGCGGCAAACUAAAGAUUCGACUAAAAAUCAGCAUCCUUCUAUGACGGAUUCGGAACCAAAGGGUGCUUAUCAAAUGCCACUUUCAGAUUCUGAAUCUGAGUAGUUUCAACAUGGUUUCUCCUUGAAGGAAAGUAGCUUUUCAAGACACAGUGCUAUAUGGUCUGAACACUAAUUAGGCUCCUAGUUGAAGCCUUUAGAACAUGAUACUAGGCUGUCAGCAUGUCAACUCGAGAUUAGGGCGUAUACUACUGAUGUCACGCUGAUUAGAAGCUAACUUGAUUUUCUUUGUAUAUAGAUGUUAUUAAACUUUCCUGCUCCGAUCAUAGAAAUUUAUUUGAAUUUGGUGUUUCGAUUAAAACAUUUACUCUCAAAUGGUUUCAUUCUUUAAGCUUGGUGCC
Messenger RNA from Arachis ipaensis, 778 nucleotides. RefSeq lists its product as uncharacterized. NCBI's taxonomy places the organism in Eukaryota, Viridiplantae, Streptophyta, Magnoliopsida, Fabales, Fabaceae. The record is from RefSeq and is a predicted model, not a curated record.